Molecule: messenger RNA, 1710 nt
Organism: Serpula lacrymans var. lacrymans S7.9
Lineage: Eukaryota; Fungi; Basidiomycota; Agaricomycetes; Boletales; Serpulaceae
Product: glycoside hydrolase family 5 protein
Exons: 15
Coding region: 171-1547 (458 amino acids)
Molecular function (GO): hydrolase activity, hydrolyzing O-glycosyl compounds
Source: RefSeq, a predicted model, not a curated record
GAACGACGGUGCAUAUCUCCGCCUCAUAUUUCAUCAGCUUGACUCGUCACCGGUCAUCCAUCAUAUCACGCGCUCUCUAGCCAAGUUCCUCGAUGCCUUAAAAGCUUUGCCUGGCAGUACGUCUAGUUCCUCAAGCCGUCGCUCUGGUCAAUCCUUCUCGACAUAUUGAGAUGGUCAAAGCUGUCCUCGCUUUUGCUGCCCUUACUGGGCUAGCCCCUCUGACAUCUGCCUCUAGCGCUUCGGACUAUUGGCGUCGACAGCCUCAGCGUAGGGAUGUCUCACCCACCGCCACUUUCGCUCCUGUCCCGUCGACAUCUCCUACGGUCUCACCCAUUGUGCCCAAUCCUUCACCAAACUAUGUCGACAGUUUCGUGAAGCCUUGCGGAGAAGCAUUUUCCCUGAAUGGCCAACCGUUCUAUUUCGCUGGCGCAAAUGCGUACUGGCUCAUGAACCAGACGAACGACUGGGUGGAUGCUGCUUUUGGUAACUUAUCAGCUCAAGGGAUUGGCGUUGUCCGAACUUGGUUCUUCAACAAUGGCUACUACAAUACUGUCAAUGGCACUGAACAGGCAUUCAAUGACAGUCCAGAAGGCAUUGGUCACCUCGACUACGUCGUUAAAAGAGCCAGGGAUUAUGGUAUCAGGUUGAUAGCCACUCUGGCGAACAACUGGCCCGAUUUUGGCGGCACCCAUUACUAUCUUCAACAAACUGGAUAUCAAUACCACGACGAUUUUUUCACACAGCCAGAAUUGAUCCAACUCUACAAGGAGUAUAUCUCCCACAUUCUCAAUCGCAAUAACACCUUUACCGGAAUUUUGUUCAAGGAUGAUCCCACCUUCUUUGCCUGGGAGCUGAUGAACGAGCCUCGCUGUCUGAGUUAUACAGACAUUAAAAGUCAAAAUUGCACAACAGCGACUAUGACAAAUUGGAUCGACGACAUGUCAACUUACAUCAAAUCACUUGCCCCGAACACUAUGGUCACUGUAGGGGAUGAAGGCUGGUUUAAUGAGCCUAGCCUGGUUGACAACUGGCUGUACGACGGUUUCAACGGUAUCGACUUUGAAACCAACCUCCAACUUGAGAAUAUUGACUUUGGUACAUUCCACACAUACCCAGACCAUGGUUGGGGAGCUGGGACCACAGGUUAUGACCUAUCUUUCGAGUGGGGUGAACAAUGGAUUCGUCAGCAUCGUACCGUUGGAGCCAAGGUUGGCAAGCCAGUCGUGAAUGAAGAAUACGGGUUUGCUCAGAGGACCGACAGGAUGAGCUACGAGCAGUAUUAUUAUGCAGUUACCGAGGACAUUGGGAUCGCAGGAGAUCUCUUCUGGUCCUUCUGGAUUGCUCCUCCGGACGGUUCUCCGAUUGCUGAGGGCAACUCGGCUAACUCGACCUACACUCCAGGUCUAAAUUAUUAUACGAACGAUACCGACUGGCCAAUCAUUCGUCAGCACGUUUAUAAUAUGGCUCAACAAAAUCUCCCUAAAGGUCAGGCGGAUUUCUCAUGCUUUGGAGCAAACAAUAUGUUCUGUUCCGAGACAGCUGCGUAGAUAGCCAAGCAAAUGAUCAGCCUGAAGACAACUGAUCAAAAAUUUCGGUGAUACAGGUCGUCUUGGACUAGAAGUUAAGAUUAGUAUAUGAUGUCAGAGGAUGUAAGAAUCAAUUCCUGCACAGAACCACCUUUUCCCUUCUGAAUCAACGUGUACGCUUUUC